UAUUGUGUUUUAUCAACAUUUUAGCAGCAUACAAUUCAUAUCUAACAGUUAUUGGAAAUCAUUUCAUUUUUCUAUUAGAUGGAACAAUUCAAUGCCAAUAAUCAAGCAUAAUCUUUUCUCUGCAUAGGUAUGGAGGAAAUAAAAAAUAAGCCAUUACCUUUUAAUAUAUUCUUUCUAUUACAUGUUAAUAUAAAUUGUAAUUUAACAAUAUUAGUUGACUAUCAUUAUGAUUAUCCUCAAGUUCACAGUGGUAAUAUGAAAGACAUUUAAUAAGACAAUAGAAGAUCUUUCCUAUUGCUAUGAAACUAAAUAAAUAACAUGUAGACUAAAUUUGUGUAACAAUUUAAAAUUAUAUUUUGAAUUAAAUAGCAGCAUAACCUUUGAUAAAAAAUAAAUAUUACUAUGUAAUUUGAUGAACAAAUAUGUCAUGUUGUAAAAAGAAAGAAGAAAUUGAACUAUGCGUUGAUAAUAACUAUGUGAACCAUGAUAACAUGAAAAGAGGUUCCAUACCGGAUUCUUACUUUUGUUUGUGUCAAAAUAAUGAAGGAUAUUUCAUUCCUACGGAUUGUAACACCCUGCAAUCUAUUAAUAAUAGUACAAUAAGCACACACUAUAAAAAAGCACGCUUAGAACCUUGUCAGUGCGCUGAAGAAAUGGAGUGGAAUUGCUUUACGCCACCUAAACCAAGUUGUAAAUGGCUAAAUAACUUUUGCGAGCUACGUCGCCAGUGGAGUAAUCAUGCUCGCCAACAAAAUUGUAAAUGUUGUAACUGUAAAUGGAGGUGAAGACUGUUCAGUGUGCGACGAACAAGAAAAUUCAGCAACUGAAGACAGCAUGGAAACACAUGAAAAGCCAUUUACAACCGAA
Molecule: messenger RNA, 867 nt
Organism: Bombus impatiens (common eastern bumble bee)
Lineage: Eukaryota; Metazoa; Arthropoda; Insecta; Hymenoptera; Apidae
Exons: 3
Coding region: 423-785 (120 amino acids)
Source: RefSeq, a predicted model, not a curated record